GCGAGCGAGGCAGGCAGGCAUGGCGGCGACACUGCUGGCCGGGCUGGCGCUGCUGGCCGGGCUCUACGUGUGGUUCUACUACAACUUUGUGCGCGGGCCCAAGUGCCCCAACGAGAGGAGCCUGCGCGGCAAGACGGUGCUGCUCACGGGGGGAAACACGGGAAUUGGGAAAGCGACGGCAAUGGACUUGGCCCGGAGAGGAGCUCGUGUCAUUCUGGCGUGCCGCAACAAAGAACGAGGAGAAACAGCUGUCUAUGACAUCCGGAGGGAAAGCGGAAACAAUGAGGUCCUCUUCAUGAGCUUGGAUCUGGCCAACCUGAGUUCAGUGCGGUCCUUUGCAGAUGCAUUCUUGAGAUCUGAGCCGCGCCUCGACAUUCUGAUAAACAAUGCAGGUGUUGAGUAUGGGGGCACAAGCGCCGAAGGCUUCAAUUUGGCUUUCCAGGUUAACCACCUGAGUCACUUCCUGCUCACUCACCUCCUCUUGGAUCGGCUGAAGCACUGUGCUCCUAGCCGUGUGGUGGUACUGGCAUCUAGAGCACACAGAGUGGGAAAGAUUGACUUCCAGAACAUUCACAGGCCGGUAGAUGGGCAGCUGAAAUCUUUCCAGGCCUACUGCAACAGCAAAUUGGCCAAUAUCCUGUAUACUCGAGAGCUGGCUAACAGACUGGAAGGGACCAACAUUACCUGCUAUGCAGUUCAUCCAGGGGUCGUUAACACAGAGCUCUUUCGCCACUUUCCCAUCUGGCUGAGGCCAGUAAUGGACGCGUUUAGCUGGGUCUUCUUACGCGAUCCUGUGGAUGGAGCUCAGACGUCUAUCUAUUGUGCUACUCAGGAGGGGAUCGAGAGGUUUAGUGGCCACUAUUUUGCCAACUGCAAGCUGCUAGAGCCCUAUCCCAAUGCCCGUGAUGAUGCUGUCGCCAAGAAGCUUUGGGAGUUCAGUGAGAGAAUGUUAGGACUCACAGAGUAAACUUGUUGGUGCUUGGAAGGUGUCUCUGCCGUAGGAUCGGAGGGACUGGGGAGGGGAGCUUUAUGAUAUGCUUUGAACAGCAAGAAGAGGUUGUGAAAGAGAAAAUGGCACUGGACCAACAGAGGCACAACAUUCAGGCACUUUUGGAGUUGGACCUGAAGUCCUGACAGUUCCCUCUUUUCACUCGCUGCUUUCUCUGGGGUCUCACUAGCUACUUUCCCUGCUUUAUCGAUUAUGAGGCCUUAGAAUUCUGUGAAAUGUACAACAAUGAACACAUUUUCUAAUAAAAUCUAUUCCAGGAGG
Eublepharis macularius is the source of this 1270-nucleotide messenger RNA. RefSeq names its product dehydrogenase/reductase SDR family member 13-like. The transcript has 5 exons. Bases 20 to 967 code for a protein of 315 amino acids. NCBI's taxonomy places the organism in Eukaryota, Metazoa, Chordata, Lepidosauria, Squamata, Eublepharidae. The record is from RefSeq and is a predicted model, not a curated record.